Mytilus trossulus (common blue mussel) is the source of this 924-nucleotide messenger RNA. RefSeq lists its product as uncharacterized. NCBI's taxonomy places the organism in Eukaryota, Metazoa, Mollusca, Bivalvia, Mytilida, Mytilidae. The transcript is spliced from 4 exons. Bases 1 to 924 code for a protein of 307 amino acids. The record is from RefSeq and is a predicted model, not a curated record.
AUGAAGACAAGGGAAAAUCUGUUGGAAAACGUUGAUUCAAAAAACACUAAAAGGCAAACAAACACAGCUAUUAAUAGUUUCCGGGAAUAUCUAACAGAGAAAAGCCUUCCCCUCGACUUUGAGUCUUACGAUGAUGCACAGUUGGACGACGUAUUAUCCAAAUUUUACAUGGAAAUACGCAACAAAAAUGGGGAGAUGUACAAGAAGACGACCAUGCAGUCUUAUCGCCAAGGCUUGCAACGGCACUUAUCUAAAACAAGGGAUGUUGACAUUCUCAAAGGUGACAAUUUGAAGAAGUCCAAAAAAGCAUUUCAAUGUAUGACAAAGGAGCUAAAAAGACUUGGUCUGGCAGCUGUGGAGCACUAUCCAGCAAUUGCUGAUGCUGAUAUGGAAAAAAUGUACAUGUUUUUCUGUAAAGAUUUGGAAAGUCCAAAAAUGCUCCAAUACAAGGUAUUUGUGGACAUAAUGAUUCAUUUUGGACGUAGAGGCAAGGAGAACCUGGUAACCUUAACAAGACAGGACUUUGCAGUACAGCCAGAUACAGAGGGUACACUUUAUGUUUAUAAAACCCAUGAUGAACUAACCAAAAAUCAUCAGACAGAUAGUGAAAAGUCAUCCGAUGGUAAGAUGUAUGAAAUCAAAGUGACCGAUGUCCAGAGGACAAUUCGCCUGUCAAAGCAGGUACAGAAGGUAGUGGCCAAGAUCAAACAGUCUUUGGCAGAAUACAAUUUGGUUGGAUAUCUGUCCAUGUCUUUUCCACUCAAAUUAGAUUUUGAAGACAUUAAAAACCAGGAAAAUGAAAUUUGGCGGAAAGUUGAAGUGACAGACCGAGCUGAUAAUUUAUCAGCUGUGAAAAGACAGGCUAUUCAGUUGAAGUCAAUGAUUGGCAGAGCUAAGGAGAAGAAGUGCCUCGUUAAAGCAUAA